AUGAAUAAUGGACCGCCGCCUCGGACGCCUUCACUCGCUCUUGCCAGUCAAAGAACCAGCUCAAUCUCUUUAGACUCUGAAGCUGCACAAUGGUCUCAUGUAGGCCACCAUCGUACCAGCAUUCCUCCCGAAGUGACGUUCGAUGAGCAGGAUUCGCAGAUCAAGCAGGAUCUACUGGUUAUUAUCACCCAAUACUUACAACAGGAAGGAUUUACCAUGUCUAGUGCCACAAUCCAAGACGAAGCAAAUGUAAAACGUCAAGGCAGAUUACAAGAACGAGAUGUUCUACGACGUUUAAGUGUUGCGAUACUGGAUGGAGACUGGGAUCUUGUGGCUAAAUUACUGGGUAAACACUUGAAAAAGUUUCAUGCCGCUCACCAGGGCUUCCUCUACGCCGUAUGCAAACAGGAAUACUUGGAACUUAUUGACCGCCAAGAGUAUCAAAAAGCCUUUACGUUUCUUACGACGCACCUCAAGCCAUUGGAAAAAGUAGCGGUCGCUUCGAGCUCCAGUCGCCAUGAAUUUAAAGAGCUCUGCUACUUGCUCACGUGCAAAGCUGUAGGCGAAUCGAGCGCUUUUCGGAAUUGGGAAGGUGUCGUCAGAUCGAGAGAAAAACUGGUAGAGCAGCUGAGAGCCACUUUUGCUUUGGAAGAGGUCAUCUCACCCCAACAGGAUGGAGAUACAGCCAUGACAACACCGCCAGCGGCACUGCCGGAUAACCGACUUGUACAAUUGCUACACCAAAGUGUGGCAUAUCAGAUGGAGUUUAGCCGAUAUCAUCCAAAAACAAUUCCCAAGGUUUCGACGCUGUUGAGAGACUUUGAGUGUGAAGUGUUGCCGAAUGCUGUAAAAAGCACCUACGUCGGGCACUCGCAAAACGUUAAGUUCGUCACGUUCGUGGGAACGGAUGGGGAACUGCUGGCUUCAGGUUCCAGUGAUGCCACAAUCAAGCUCUGGCCUACCGAACUGUCGGAUGCACUACAAGAGAGCGGCGAGAAAGAGGUGGACAAAACUGCGGGCACUGUUUGUCGACAAUGGACUCGAAAUUUGCUCGGUCACUCAUCCAGAAUUUGGUAUCUUGCGGCGAGUACAUCAGGAGAGCGUCUGUACUCAGGCUCGGGUGAUGGCACAGUGAAGAUCUGGGACUUGCGAGCUGCGCUAGCGGAGCGCGCUGUUGCCCAGGAUGUUCAAAGUGACUCAAAUGAUUUCCUGAAUGCACAACGCGGGCCCAAUAUCAUGCAGUCUGCAGUUGAAGCUGCUGCAGCUGCGUCCUCAGGAGGAAAAUUCGCGAUUGCAGCUGCCUCGAGGCUGCCUCACACUUACUCGGUGACAUCAGCCGAGUGUCUGGCAACGCUCGCGAGUCCAAAUGGUGGGGAUGUGUACACGGUAAACUUGCACCCUAGCGAGACGCACUUGGUGACUGGGGGCUACGAUCAAAGUGUCCGUUUGUGGGAUAUUGCCACUGGCGCUGUGGCGAAGGCGUUCCGUGGUCACUUCGCAUCUGUGUGCGAUGUUCAAUUUAAUAGGCAUGCCAACUUCAUCGUAAGCGGAUCAAAAGAUGGUACGAUUCGGUUGUGGGAUAUUCUUAGUGGGCUAUGCGUCCACACGUUGCGUCAGACGUUAGGUGAGGUCACCUCCAUCUCAAUGGCUUCCAACGGUUACACAUUGCUGAGCGGCUCACGAAACAAUAGCAACCGUCUGUGGGACUUACGUAUGCUUCAUACUCCACGUGCUCACCUGACGACUGGACUAGGUAGUGCGGCGUCCAGCGGUGGAUCUAGCGGAUCACUCGGUAGUUGCUCCAUGGGAAUUAAUGGAGCUAUCGUCAACGGUCACGGGUCAGGUUACUCUGCAGCCACUGGCGUUGGCAUGUCAGGAAUUAGUGCCAUAAGCAGCAGCGGCAACCUUGGCACAAGCGGAAAUACCAGCAGUGGAAGCAGUACUUUUUUGGGGAGUCGUCACGUAGAGCAACGACCACUACAGCGCUUUAAGGGCCACCAAAACACUGCCAAAAACAUAGUGCGGGCAUCGUUUGGUCCGCGUGAAAGUUUCGUGCUGGGCGGGUCCGAGGACGGCUAUGUAUACGUUUGGGAGGUGGCGACCGGAAAAUUGCUGGAGCGGCUCGCAGGCCACCAUGGCGUGACCUAUAAUGCCCGGUGGCACGAGAAGCAAGCACUGCUUGCUUCAAGCUCACACGACGGCACCAUAAAGACAUGGUGGUGGCAAGACGAAACAAGCCAGCUGUAA
This is a messenger RNA of Peronospora farinosa, 2247 nucleotides long. The record is from the annotation of a GenBank genome assembly. NCBI's taxonomy places the organism in Eukaryota, Oomycota, Peronosporomycetes, Peronosporales, Peronosporaceae.